Messenger RNA from Amyelois transitella, 1434 nucleotides. It is a transcript of the gene Gr63a, whose product is annotated as gustatory and odorant receptor 24. NCBI's taxonomy places the organism in Eukaryota, Metazoa, Arthropoda, Insecta, Lepidoptera, Pyralidae. The transcript has 5 exons. The record is from RefSeq and is a predicted model, not a curated record. Bases 1 to 1434 code for a protein of 477 amino acids. Gene Ontology annotation, biological process: sensory perception of taste. Gene Ontology annotation, cellular component: axon; dendrite; membrane.
AUGUCGCUUUACACAAGCAAAAGUCUGUUCCCGACAAUGAUUCCCAUCCCGAACGGCAUCGCGUCGCAAAUGGAAGAAAAGCCAAAGAAUAAAAUUAUUUUCCUCGACGUAACUCCAGCCAGGACGCCCAACAUGAAACCGCAUUCAGCAAACGCUAUAGUCCCCAUGCAAGAUAACCUAAUCGACCCCCAGAUCAGCAGGGACAUUAUCUACGAGAACAUAAAACCCGUGUUUAGUAUUUUGAGAAUAAUGGGGGUGCUCCCUAUAACACGGCCUAAACCUGGUGUAAGUCAAUUCCUUAUUGCUUCACCGGCCAUGAUAUACUCCGCUGUGAUAUACUUUUCUUUAGUAAGCUAUGUACUCUAUUUAUCUUUGAAUAAAGUUCGAAUUCAAAGAACUGCUGAAGGAAAAUUUGAAGAAGCUGUGAUUGAAUACUUAUUCACGGUGUAUUUGUUCCCCAUGAUCGCUGUUCCGAUACUUUGGUAUGAAACGAGGAAGAUUGCUGAUGUUCUGAACUCCUGGGUUGAUUUUGAGCUCAUGUACAGACAAAUGUCUGGACGGCCAUUACCAAUCAAACUGUACAGAAAAGCUCUAGCUAUCGCCAUAAUUAUUCCUAUCCUCUCUACAGCCUCUGUGAUUAUCACCCACGUUACUAUGGCGCACUUCAAAAUCAUGCAAAUUAUUCCAUACAUAUUUCUAGAAAUACUGACUUACAUACUAGGGGGAUAUUGGUAUCUUCUCUGCGAGACACUUAGUGUUUCAGCUAACAUUCUUGCUGAAGAUUUUCAACAGGCGUUGCGUCACAUCGGCCCUGCUGGUAAAGUAGCUGAGUACAGGGCGCUCUGGUUGAGACUAAGUAAAAUCGCCCGGGAUACAGGCAUCGCUAACUGCUAUACCUUCACCUUCGUCAAUUUGUUCCUGUUUCUCAUCAUCACACUCUCAAUAUACGGGCUGCUCAGUCAAAUCUCUGAGGGAUUCGGCAUUAAAGACAUUGGAUUGGCAGUCACUGCGAUGUGCAGCAUUUUCUUGCUGUUCUUCAUUUGCGAUGAGGCUCACUACGCUUCACAUAACGUCCGCACCAUAUUUCAAAAGAAACUUUUGAUGGUCGAACUAUCAUGGAUGAACGCUGAUGCCCAAACCGAAGUGAACAUGUUUCUGAGAGCUACCGAAAUGAAUCCCUCAGAAAUCAGUCUCGGCGGGUUCUUCGAUGUCAAUAGAACUCUUUUUAAAUCUUUGAUGGCUACAAUGGUGACAUAUUUGGUGGUGUUGCUACAAUUCCAAAUCAGUAUCCCUAGUGAUGAAAACGGUGAAGGAGGUGAAUAUGAGGACCCCAUGGCCAACGUCACUUCGGGAGUUACAGAGGCAAUGACUACCACAACGACCAUUACUACUAUAUUGACCACGUUAGCCAAGAAGAAGAAAAAUAAACAUUGA